AUGUACACAACAGUUCUAGCGUUUCUCUGCCUUCCCCUGGCCAUGGCAAGCCCGUGCCAGGGAAGAGAUCCCUAUAAGACUGCAAUUUACCUUACAACAAACGAAGACCAAAACUCGGUCGUCGCCCUGCCCAUCGGCCGCAAUGGUCUCCUCGGAAAUGGGACAAGUAUUGCAACUGGCGGACGCGGUGCAAGUGGUCUGCUUGCAAGCAACAACCAGCCUUCCGCUCCUGACUCCCUUUUUAGUCAAUCAGCUCUCACGGUGUCUGGCAAAUAUCUCUUUGCUGUCAACGCCGGGUCCAAUUCCCUUUCCAUGUUUCUUAUUGACCAUAAUGACUCCACCAAACUCACCCUGGUGCAAGAGCCUCUGUCUCUCCCAGGAGAAUUCCCCGUAACCGUCGCAGCCUCUCAAAAGAAGAACUUGGUGUGUGUGGGAUUCAGCGGCGCCAAGGCCGGUAUCUCGUGCGCUAAAUUCUCCGCGCAUGGUAUCGAAGCGAUGGACCAGUUGCGUCCUAUCGAGCUGGGGCAGACUACGCCGCCUCACGGUCCUCUGAACACCGUUUCGCAGGUCUUCUUUGCUGCGGAUGAGAAAACUUUGUAUUCGACUGUCAAGGGUGACCCAAUGGUCAACAACACUGGCUACUUUGCCUCAUUCCCAGUCCAGGAUGGCAAAGUCAGCAAUGAGGGAGUCAGGUCAUCUCCUAACGGGACAGCCGUGCUUUUCGGGUCCGUGGUCAUUCCCGGGACAAACGAUGUGUUCGUGACCGAUGCCUCUUUCGGUGCCGCCAUUCUGGAUGUUACCAAGGAUGGCAAGGCUAUCUCUGCCCAUCGAGGACCAAUCGCCAACCAAAUGGCCACUUGCUGGGCUACCUUGAAUGAACGCACAGGUACUGGAUUCGUUACCGACGCAGCUGUGAACAGGCUGGUUGAAGUGUCGCUUGCGGACGCCAGUGUCCAGAGCAGCAUCGACCUGAGCGCAAACGGCGACCCUGGACUUCUCGAUCUUGUCUCCCAUGGCAAAUAUGUCUACGCCUUGAGCGGCGGUAAUGGAACUACGGAGGCGGCUAUUGUAGUUGUUGACGCCAUCAGCAAGAAGCAAGUGCAGCAUCAGGGCCUGACUUACUUGGGGGCAGGCAAGAGUUCGGCAGGCCUGGCUAUCAACUAA
Clonostachys rhizophaga is the source of this 1164-nucleotide messenger RNA. The record is from the annotation of a GenBank genome assembly. Lineage: Eukaryota; Fungi; Ascomycota; Sordariomycetes; Hypocreales; Bionectriaceae.